This is a messenger RNA of Ochlerotatus camptorhynchus, 1141 nucleotides long. RefSeq lists its product as uncharacterized. Gene Ontology annotation, cellular component: extracellular region. Lineage: Eukaryota; Metazoa; Arthropoda; Insecta; Diptera; Culicidae. Bases 16 to 1083 code for a protein of 355 amino acids. The record is from RefSeq and is a predicted model, not a curated record. The transcript is spliced from 4 exons. Gene Ontology annotation, molecular function: chitin binding.
AAGUGAACCGUCAGAAUGGGAGUUUCCAGAGUGAUACUCGUGACCAUACUAGCAUUUGCAUCAUUUUGCAACGCCGAAGAACGAAACUACGAUGAAGUUUGUAUAGGAGCACCGAAUUUAUCCUACGUAGCCAGCCGGAUUUCUUGCGAAUAUUAUUACGCUUGCAUCGAUGGAACUGCCUACGGAUACCGAUGCGAUGACGAGAAGUGGUUCUCAACGGAGAAGCAACAGUGCGUUAUUCCGGAAGAAUCGGACUGCGACAUUGAGCAACCUUCGGAAUUACCGACAGCUCCUCCUCCACUUCCAUCUCCGAUGUGCGAUGGUAUUCCGGAUUACCGUUACGUAGCAUCCACUGAAAACUGCCAAUACUAUUAUCAAUGUAUCGAUGAGAUCGCUUACAAGGUGUCUUGUCCAAGAUACUCCUGGUUCAAUGAAGAAUACCAACGAUGUGGAAGCCGUUACGAGUUCGAUUGUGAUCUGGGGACUACAUCGACGACACCUAGUUCGCCUAAUCGAUGUGUAAAUGAGCCCAACUUUGGCUUAAUCGAUGAUCCAGACUAUUGCUACCGGUUCUUCAAGUGCAUGAUUGGCGUACCGUUCCCGAUGGUGUGUGAUAAUGGAUUAUGGUUUGAUUAUGAGCAACAAGCAUGCGUAGAUCCUUCAGAGACUACUUGCAGCGCUACAACACCUCCUCCAAAUCCGCCGUAUGUUCCGGACAUCUGUGACGAUGUUGAGGAUGGAAGAAGCAUUCUACAUUACAGAUUCUGUAACGUAUAUUUCACCUGUCAAGACGAGGUAGGAACACCUCACCAUUGCCCUGAUGGUUUAUGGUUUGACGAGGAUCGUCAGGACUGUGCACACCCAAUGGAUGUCUACUGUCCUCACGGAAUAGUAACAACUCCAACACCGGAUGUUUGUAGUGGUGUAGAAGAUGGCAUAUUAGUUGCAGCCCCAGACAGUUGUACCGAUUACUACGUAUGUGCCAACGAAAUUGGCUAUCGAGUUUACUGCCCUCCUGGACAAUAUUUCAACGAAGACCGUCAAAUGUGUGAUGACCAACAGAACGUUGAUUGUCUUAUCUAGAUUAGAGCUUUAAUAUGCGGUGUUAAAUUUGAUCUUUUGGUGUCUCUUUGAUUUGACG